Molecule: messenger RNA, 2103 nt
Organism: Parascedosporium putredinis
Lineage: Eukaryota; Fungi; Ascomycota; Sordariomycetes; Microascales; Microascaceae
Source: the annotation of a GenBank genome assembly
AUGGGGCACCACGCCAUGUCUGUCCCUGACCGCGGUGACUACUCGAAAGGGAGAGACCCGACCAGUACCUUGGGAACAGACGGUUUCCUCCCCUCUCGCUCUUUCGCCGUUGCCAACGCCGGCGUCCUUCCUCGUCACGGCAAGGAAGGCGGAAGGCCCGGCCCCGGCAAGGGUCCUGGUAAGGGUCAGAUCACCCAGAGCCCCGAGCCUACUCUUCCCGCUGAGCCCGAGCCCGUUCAAUCCACCGUCUACGUUGACACCACCGUCGAUGUUGCCCCCGUCGAGGAGACCCCCACUAUCGAGGUCCCCGUUGACAACGGCGAGACCGCUCCCACCGAGGAGGCCCCUGUUGAGGAGGAAGCCCCUACCGAGGAGGCUCCCGUUGAGGAGGAGGCCCCUACUGAGGAGGCUCCUGUCGUUGAGGAGACUCCUACCGAGGAGGCCCCUGUAGCUGAGGAGACCCCCGUCGAGGAGGCUCCCACUGGAGAGACCACCGGCACCGAGGAGUCCAGCACCGAGACUGCCGAUGGCUCCGUCCCCGAGGUCACCCCCACCGGCACUGAUGCCGAGGCUAGCGAGACCGCUACUACCGUCGAGGGCGAGGCUGUGACUCCCUCUGGCACUGAUGUCGAGGAGGCCACCGCUACCGGCACCGAGGCUGAGGAGGCCACUGAGUCCGUUACUGGCACCGAGGAGGAGGCUACCGCCACUGGCACCGAGGAGGCCACUGCCUCUGUUACCGGCACUGAGGAGGCCACUGGCACCGAGGUUGAGGACGAGGCUACCGCUACCGUCACUGGUACCGACGCCGAGGAGGAGGCUUCUAGCACUGAGACCGCCGAUGGCGCUUCUCUCACCACCCUCACCGUCAUCACCACCGAGGUCCAGACCAUCACCUCUUGCGCCCCUACCGUCACCAACUGCCCCACCAGGCCCUCUGACAUUGCCAGCCUCUCUCCCGAUGAGGUCGAGGUUGUUGUCGUUACCCGCACCAUUGCCCUCACCGAGGUUGUCUGCCCCGUCUCCGAGGUCCCUGCCAUCUCCCGCUCUAUCAUCUCCCAGGCCAUCACUGGUGGAAUCACUGGUGUCACCUUGACCGCUGAGCCCACCACCACCGUCCAGGCUACUUCCACCACCACCGACUACGUCACCGUCGCCAGGCCCACCAAGCCCGCUACUCCCUCCGGCGGUUCCGGUUCCGGUUCCGGCAACGGCAGCACCGUUCCCGGCGUCGAGCAGAGCUCCCCGAGGCGACGGCUCCACCCCGGAAACUCUGACAACGGCUCUUGCGUCUGCCCCGAGGCCGUCACCGUUACCGUCCCUGCCUCCACCGUCUACGUCACCGUUGGUAGCAACGGUUCCCCUACCGCUGGUGGCUCCUCUCCCGUCCACACCGGUGGCAACAGCUCUCCCAUUGGUGGAUCUGAUGACUCCGAGGAGGGCGAUGAUGACUCUGAGGAGGUCUGCGACGGCUCCUGCCCCGAUGAGGAUGAUGAGGACGUCGAUGAGGAGAUUGACGAGUGUGAGGAUCUCGAGGUGACCACCACCAUCCGCCAGACCGUCACUGCUCCCGCCACCACCGCCGAGGAGACUGAGGCCGCUGAGGCUACUGAGGAGGCUACCGCUGAGGAGACUGCUGAGGCUACCGCCACUGCCGACGAGACUGCUCAGGCCACCGCCACUGCCGAGGAGACCGCCGAGGCUACUGCUUCUGCUGAGGAGACCGCCGAGGCCACCGCUUCCGCUACCGCCACCGCCGAGGAGUCUGCCGAGGCCACUGCUCCCGCUGAGGAGGCCGCCGAGGAGACUGCCGCUGCCACCCCCACUGAGGAUGCCGAGGCUCCCGCUGAGACCACUGAGGUCCCCGCUGACGAGACCGUUCCUGAGACCGAGACCCCCGUCGAGGAGACCGCCACCGAGACCGAGGCCCCUGCUGACGAGACCGUCACUGAGGAGGUCGACGCCAACGAGGUUCCUGCUGCCGAGGAGACCACCUCUGAGGAGGAGAAGCCCGCCCAGAACUCGGAGGAUGUUCCCCAGGAGCCCGAGGUCGUCUAUGUCGACGAGGAGGUUGAGGUCAUCCCUGUCGCCAAGGAGGACUAA